AUGAUCACGCCCGCAAACAGUGUUAAGAUUUUGCGAUCCGCAUCAUCAAAGUAUCUAAUUUCCACUGCAAAAAACUACAGUCAACAUGUGACUAAGCCACGAUUCAAAUGGGACGACCCGUUAAAUAUUCAAGCUUUUCUCACGGAAGAAGAAAUCGCAAUUCAGCAAACUGCAGAGUCGUACUGUCAAGAAAGAUUAAGCCCACGAGUCCUUCAGUCAUAUCGGGAUGAAUCAUUUGACAGAAAUAUAAUAGAAGAAAUGGGUGACCUAGGCUUGCUUGGCGCCACGAUCAAAGGUUAUGGAUGUGCUGGGGUCUCAAGCGUGGCAUCUGGGCUAAUUACGAAGGCCGUUGAACGAGUAGAUAGUGGCUACCGAUCGGCUAUGUCUGUUCAGUCUUCGCUAGUUAUGGGAGGAAUUAAUGCAUUUGCUACGCAAGCGCAAAGAGAAAGAUUUCUGCCCGACAUGGCGAAAGGAAAAUUGCUCGGUGCAUUCGGCUUGACCGAGCCUGAUCAUGGUAGCGAUCCUGGAAGUAUGAAGGCUACUGCCAGACGAAGCCCUACGAAAAAAGGAUAUUUUUUAUUGUCAGGCUGCAAGACCUGGAUUACAAAUUCAACGAUUGCAGAUGUGCUACUGGUCUGGGCGAAACUGGUGGAAACCAACAAAAUACGGGGAUUCUUGGUUGAAAGAUCGUCCUGUCCCGUUGGAACAUUGGAGACCCCAGCAAUAAAGAAUAAGAGCGGGCUUCGUGCUUCGACCACUGGUAUGAUUCACCUUGAUGAGUGUCCCGUUGCAGAGGAAAAUAUGCUUCAAGGGGUGGAAGGCUUGACAGGACCUUUUACAUGUUUAAAUAAUGCUAGAUAUGGUAUUGCCUGGGGUACUAUGGGUGCACUCGAGGAUUGUAUAGAGAGAGCGCGAAGCUAUGCCCUCGCGCGCAAACAGUUUAAGCAGAAUCCCAUUGCAAAGUACCAGCUCGUGCAGAAGAAGCUCGCCGAUGCCGUAACGGAUGCUGCAUUCGGCACUUUGGCUGCUCUUCAGGUGGGAAGACUUAAAGAUGCUGAGAAAGCGGUCCCUGAAAUGUUCAGUAUGAUUAAGAGACAAAACUGUGAUCGCGCAUUGCACAAUGCUCGGGUUCUUCAGGAGAUAUUCGGUGGGAAUGCUGUGAGUGAUGAAUACCACAUUGCCAGACAUGUAGCCAACUUAUUUGUCACCCAAACUUACGAAGGCCAAAGCGAUAUUCACAGUAGGUCGAGCAAUCCCAGCAAUAGUCUCAUUCUCGGGAGAGCGAUUACUGGCUUGCAAGCUUUUGUCUAG
Molecule: messenger RNA, 1311 nt
Organism: Blumeria graminis f. sp. triticale
Lineage: Eukaryota; Fungi; Ascomycota; Leotiomycetes; Helotiales; Erysiphaceae
Source: the annotation of a GenBank genome assembly